Messenger RNA from Opisthocomus hoazin, 2229 nucleotides. NCBI's taxonomy places the organism in Eukaryota, Metazoa, Chordata, Aves, Opisthocomiformes, Opisthocomidae. The record is from RefSeq and is a predicted model, not a curated record.
GGGCGGGAGGGCGCGGAAGCCUUCGCCCAGCUCAUGUCCUUCAUCAUCGACGCCUUCUGCUCCAACAAGGAGAUCUCCCUGUGGGAGCUCAUCUCCGACAUGAGCCCGGGGGUCUGCGGGGGAGGCCACUGUACCACUGGGGGUGCCUGGGGAGAGGCCGGUGCCUGGGCGGCCUGCGAGGCUUGUGCCGGGGGAGGGAGGCCGUGCCGAGCAUCACCAUCUCCCCUGGGUGCUGGGCGAGGUCCCUACGAGAGCCUGGCUGACCCCUCGAAGCUCAGCAGCGGCAAGGACCUCAGGACUGACACAGUUCCCAACCCCUGGGACCACGCUCUGACCCUGGCAGACACUGGCACUGGGAUGACAGAAGCGGACCUCGUCAACAGCCUGGGCACUGCUGCCAAAUCUGGUACCGACGCCUCUGCGGAAGCCCUGCAGGCUGGUGCAGACAUCUCUAUGAUGCGGCAGUUUGGUGUGGGUUCCUAUUCUGCCUGUCUAGUGGCUGAGAAGGCGGCUGUCAUUACUAAACACGACGAUGAUGAGCAGUAUGCUUGGGAGUCGUCAGCUGGGGGCUCCUUCACUGUCCGGACUGACCAUGGUGAGCCCAUUGGAUGGGGCACAAAAGAGAUCAUGUAUUUGAAGGAGGACAAGACAGGUCUGGAAGAACAGCGUGUCAAAGAGGUGGUGAAGAAGCACUCCCAGUUCAUUGGGUACCCCAUCACGCUCUGUCUAGAGAAGGAAUGUGAGAAAGAGAUCAGUGAUGAUGAGGCAGAGGAGGAGAAAAGCAAGAAGGAAGAGGAAGAGUCAGAAUCCAAAGACGAGGAGAACCCAAAAAUCGAGAAUGUGGGUUCUGAGGAGGUGGAGAGAGGCAAAGGCAGGAAGAAAAAGACAAAAAAAAUCAAGGAGAAAUAUAUUGACCAGGAGGAGCUGAACAAGACCAAGCCUAUUUGGACCCACAACCCUGACAACAGCACCCAGGAAUAUGGCGAGUUGUACAAGAACCACAAUAACUGGAAGGACCAUCUGGCUGUCGAGCUCUCUUCUGUUGAAGGGCAGAUGGAAUUCAGGGCCUUGCUCUUCAUCCUGCGCUGUGUCCCUUUUGACCUCUUUGAGAACAAUAAUAAUAAUAACAUUAAGCCGAGGCAUGUCUUCAUCAUGGACAGCAGUGAUGAGCCCAUCCCUGAGUACCUAAACUUGAUCUGGGGCGCUGUGGACUCAGAGGACCUGCUUCUGAACAUCUCUUGUGAGGUGUUCCAGCAGAGCAAGAUCCUCAAGGUGAUCCCGAAAAACAUGGUGGAGAAAUGUUCGGAGCUCUUCUCCGAGCUGGCAGAGGACAAAGAGAGCUACAAAAAAUUUUAUGAGGCCUUUCCCAAGAAUCUGAAGCUGGGCGUCCAUGAGGACGCGACCAACCGAAAGCGCCUUUUGGAGCUGCUGCGUUACCGCAUGUCCCACUUGGGCGAUGAGGUGACUUCGCUUUCAGAGUAUGUGUCCCAUAUGAAGGAGACCCAGAACAGUAUCUGCUACAUUACAGGGGAGAGUAAGGAGGAGGUUGCCAACUCGGCCUUUCUGGAUCGUGUGCAGAAGCGUGGCUGUGAGGUGGUGUACAUGACGGAGCCCACUGACGAGUACUGUGUGCAGAAGCUCAAGGAGUUUGAUGGCAAGACCCUGGUAUCGGUCACCAAAGAAGUGCUGGAGCUGCCUGAGGAUGAGGAGGAGAAAAAGAAGGUGCAGGAGAGCAAGGCCAAGUUUGAGACCCUCUGCAAAUUCAUGAAGGAGAUCCUGGACAAGAAGGUGGAAAAGGUUACUAUCUCAAACCGGUUGAUCUCGUCUCCCUGCUGCAUCAUCACCAGCACCUACGGUUGGAUGGCCAACAUGGAGUGCAUCAUGAAGGCUCAGGUGCUGUGGGAUAAUUCUACCAUGGGCUAUAUGAUGGCCAAAAAGCACUUGGAGAUCAACCCUGACCGCCCAAUUGUGGAAAUCCUCUGCCAGAAGGCUGACACUGACAAGAAUGACAAAGCUGUCAAAGACCUGGUGGUGCUACUCUUUGAAACUGCUCUGAUGUCCUCUGGUUUCUCCCUGGAAGAUCCCCAAACCCACUCCAACCGCAUCUACAGGAUGAUCAAACUGGGGCUUGGCGAGGUGACUGCAGAGGAGCCCAGUGCAGCUGUCCCUGAUGAAAUCCCCCCUCUGGAGGGAGAGGAAGACGCAUCCCGCAUGCAAGAGGUAGACUAA